Molecule: messenger RNA, 1354 nt
Organism: Elgaria multicarinata webbii
Lineage: Eukaryota; Metazoa; Chordata; Lepidosauria; Squamata; Anguidae
Gene: TMEM51
Product: transmembrane protein 51
Exons: 3
Coding region: 182-946 (254 amino acids)
Source: RefSeq, a predicted model, not a curated record
CAGGCAGGCAGCAGCCGGGACGAUGCGCGGACGCCGCCGGAGAGCAGCCAGGCGCGCAGGUCUCAUUUUACACUCGGGUACUUGGAAGGAGCCCUAACCUGGAUGUUAGCCUUAGUUUGUGAAAGACAUGUUCUAAGGUGCUUCUGUGACCACUGGACCCAGUGGUUCGCCGUGCUACAGGAUGGCCCAGUCCAGGUCCAACGGAUCGCACUAUGCUUUGACAGCGAUAGGAUUGGGGAUGCUUGUUCUCGGGAUCAUCAUGGCUGUCUGGAACUUGGUCCCGGGAUUUGGUCUAACAGCGAAGCCCCAUUCUGCUGGAAACAGUAGCAAGAUGGAUACCGGUGGAGGAGGGUUCCACAAGAGCAAGUCGUUUUCAGUGGCGUACGUGUUGGUUGGAGCCGGGAUCUUGCUCUUGCUGUUUUCCAUUUGUUUAAAUGUCCGGGACAGGAGGAAGCAAAGGCAAAAUGGGGAGAUGACUCGGAUACAGCCGCAGGUCUCAGUUGAGCAUCAGCGCCAGGAAGACAGUCAAGAAGAUGACAGCGACACGGUCUCUCGCUACUAUGUGCCCAGUUAUGAAGAGGUUGUGAAUGCGGACUAUCCUCAGGUGAGAGACACGGACGGAGGUGCCAGAAUCAGUAUGUCUCUCCCCUCGUACGAGUCUCUCACGGGGCUUGACGAAAACACGCCGACCAGACCCCCAGCUGACGCCACGGAAGGAAGACCCAACGUAGAACGCCAGCCGAGCAGGCACAGUUCCCGUCUGAGCAAAAGACUCAAACCCUUGAAAGUCCGGAGAAUAAAGUCCGAAAAGCUCCACCUAAAAAAUAUCCGAGUAAACCUUCCCGAAGGAAAUAGCUCGGGUCGCGUAACGAUUGAGCCUCUGACCCCUCCUCCACAGUACGACGAAGUUCCCAGCAAACUUUCAGAUAGCCAGGCACAGCCUUAAGGCAACUGUAAAACACUAUUAAACGCUUGAUUUCUGGGGGUGAAGUCCUGUUUUAGGCUUUAAAAGGAGCUGGGAUACACCUUUUUUUGAGGGGGGUGAAUCUUUUUUCCUAAAGGGAUUAAGGCCUAGUUCUAAAUGGGUUGGGCAAAUCAAUGUCUGGGCUUUUGCACUUUGGAUAACAUUGUGGGUCUUUCAUUGGAUGCUUCUCCAUUAAUGUAAUAAUAAUAAAUGAAAUCCUUGCAUAUAGAAAACUAGCAGAGGCAGGAUGAAAUCACACUUCUGGGAGCCAUUGCUUGUAAUGAUGCCAGAUACAGAUUUGCUGCCUCCAGGGAGAACUAAGCCCAGUUGAAUUCUGCCAAGUCCUGUAUAAAUGGAAUUCAGAUAAACACUAGGGUGUGUUUGAUAGAA